Molecule: messenger RNA, 2043 nt
Organism: Suillus subalutaceus
Lineage: Eukaryota; Fungi; Basidiomycota; Agaricomycetes; Boletales; Suillaceae
Product: Na+/solute symporter
Exons: 26
Coding region: 21-2024 (667 amino acids)
Biological process (GO): urea transmembrane transport
Cellular component (GO): plasma membrane
Molecular function (GO): urea transmembrane transporter activity
Source: RefSeq, a predicted model, not a curated record
CUUGUUUCGUGUUUGUGACAAUGUCUCAAUACACAGAUUUCAAGCCCAUUCUUGACCAGAGCGUUGGAUACGGUGUGGUUAUCGGAGUCGGGUUUUUCUUUGCCCUCGUUAUGUUAUGUUUGACCGCGGUGCAAUCUAACUUCUCUCGAUAUACUCCAAGUUCAUCUGAAGAGUUCACGAGUGCUUCCCGUAGCGUCAAACCCGGGUUAGUGUGCUGCGGGAUUGUUAGCGCCUGGACAUGGAGCGCGACUCUCCUUCAGUCUAGCACUGCAGCUUAUACAUUUGGUGUCAGCGGCCCUUGGUGGUACGGUGCGGGCGGUUCUAUUCAAGUGGCGAUGUUUGGAAUGGUGGCUGCCAAAGUCAAGAUGAACGCAAACGGCGCUCAUACAUUCUUGGAGAUUGUCAAAGUUCGCUUCGGUACCGCAGCCCAUAUCGUGUUUACGAUAUAUGCGUUCAUCUGCGUUCUUGUUGUAUGCGGAUCUCUCUUAGUGGGAGGCGCCGCUACCGUGAAUGCCCUCACCGGCAUGAACAUACUUGCUGCGUAUUUUCUGUUGCCGAUCGGCAUCGCGGUCUAUGUCGUAUUCGGUGGAUUGCGUGCCACCUUUAUCUGUGAUUGGACCCAUACCAUCAUUCUAUUCGCCAUCAUUUACACCUUCGUCUUCCGUGCAUACGGGACAUCACCGGAGAUUGGUAGCUUAAGUCGAAUGUAUGAGUUGCUCACACAAGCUGCAAUUGAUGUGCCUGUCCCCGGUAACGCAAAUGGAAGUUAUAUGACCAUGAAGUCGAAUCAGGGUCUUGUCUUCGGAGCGUCAGCAUUGCUUUCGGGAUUUGCCGGCGUAUUUUGUGAUCAGGGAUACUGGCAAAGGGCAAUUGCAAGUCACCCUAAAGGAACAACUAAAGCUUAUAUGCUUGGUGGUCUCUCUUGGUUUGCCGUUCCUUGGGCUUUCGGAUCUUGCCUCGGUCUGAGUGCCCGAGCGCUUCAAAGCAGUCCUUUGUUCCCGACAUACCCGUCCCCUUUGUCACCGCAACAAACAAGUGCAGGACUUGCCGCACCGGCUGCGGCUGCGGUGCUGAUGGGAAAGGGCGGAGCUGUGGCGCUGUUGCUAGUGGUUUUCAUGGCCGUAACAUCUGCUGCUAGCGCUGAGCUCAUCGCAGUAUCGAGUAUUGUGUCGUAUGAUAUCUAUCGUACCUAUUGGCAUCCACAGGCGACGGGUGCAGAGAUUGUUCGUGUUUCACACUACGUAAUUUGUGCAUGGGCGAUAUGGAUGGGGUGCUGGGCGACCAUACUCUAUCAAGCGAACAUCGACCUGGGUUGGUUGUACUAUGUUCAGGGAAUAGUGCUUAGUCCCGCAGUCAUCCCUAUCAUCCUCACGGUAUGGUGGUCUAAGCUCACGCGCACCGGGCUUUUGUGCGGCUCCAUUAUCGGGGCUAUCCUCGGAAUGCUUGCAUGGAUGAUCGGCUGCUGGAAGAUCAACGGCGCCAUCACCAUAGCUAACCUCGCAUUGCCGAUAUCCGCUGUAUGCAGUGGUCUUACUGGUUUUAUGUUCUCGGGGCUCAUUACUGUCUUCGUGUCUCUGUUGAAACCUGAUAAUUAUGAUUUCGAAGGGACUCGGGCUAUUGCAAUGCUGGACAAUUCGGAAAAUAACGACCCCAAUUCAGAUGUGGCAUCUGCCGAGAAGCGCGAAAAAGUGCCGUCAGAUUUCGAGCUAGGGCCUACGGAUCCAGUUGCCCAAGAGGACCCCCUCUGUCAUGACACCCUGCAGAGGGUGUUCAGGCGAGCGGCAUGGUAUUCAUCAGCAAUGUCUGUCAUCGUCAUUCUUAUUGUCCCGUUGACCAUGUUUUUCACGAACUACGUGUUCAGCGAGCGGUUUUACACAUUUUGGGUGACAUGCUCCAUCGUGUGGGUUUUCAUGAGCGGGACGUUCAGCGUUAUUCUUCCCUUGCUGGAGUCGCGGAAGGAGAUGGUUGCGAUCUUGAAGAGACUCGGAAGGUUUGUGUCUACGAAAUUGUACAUAAAAUCGUGAUCAAAUUCGCGGGUAAUCG